AUGGACCUGGUUACAGGCGAAGAGGUCGACAAGCGGUGCCUCCACCCAAAACAACGAGCCUCAUUCACCGUCGACGAGUUCCAAGAGUUUAUUGACAAUGAUCUCACCAGCCCGAUAUUCCAGCGCGUCGUGGCGGAGAUGGAACCUCCCCCCUGGCUAGGAGACAUGACCAAGGGCAAUGAUGACGUGAAUCAUUCCUCCUUCCCACUCCCCAUUUGUCCCGUUAUGGGUACAGCCACCGAGUCACUUGUUCGUGUCGAACGGCUACAGCCAGAAGGCCCCUCCUUCACCAUGACGGACAAUAGCCUGUUGGAGUGGCAGAAGUGGCGGCUGCGCAUCUCCCUUACGCCUCGGGAAUGCGUAGUGCUCCAUGAUAUCCGCUUUGACUACCGCAGCGUUGUGCAUCGAUUGUCUUUUAGCGAGCUGACGGUGCCUUACUGUGAUCCCCGGCCCCUUACCACUGUAAACAGGCCUUCGACUACGGCGACGCUGGAGCCGGCCGCACCGCAAAUAACCUUGGACUGA
This is a messenger RNA of Metarhizium brunneum ARSEF 3297, 525 nucleotides long. Its product is annotated as Copper amine oxidase 1. Gene Ontology annotation, biological process: amine metabolic process. Gene Ontology annotation, molecular function: quinone binding; primary methylamine oxidase activity; copper ion binding. NCBI's taxonomy places the organism in Eukaryota, Fungi, Ascomycota, Sordariomycetes, Hypocreales, Clavicipitaceae. The record is from RefSeq and is a predicted model, not a curated record.